Messenger RNA from Quercus robur (English oak), 947 nucleotides. Its product is annotated as NAD(P)H-quinone oxidoreductase subunit S, chloroplastic. NCBI's taxonomy places the organism in Eukaryota, Viridiplantae, Streptophyta, Magnoliopsida, Fagales, Fagaceae. The transcript has a single exon. Gene Ontology annotation, biological process: photosynthetic electron transport chain. Bases 76 to 801 code for a protein of 241 amino acids. The record is from RefSeq and is a predicted model, not a curated record.
AACUCCCAUGUGGUCAGGAUUAAAAGUGGAGGCUUAAGUACUUCUUCCCUUUGAUAGACCUGCCACAGUAGAUACAUGGCUUCUUUCAUCAUUUUCCCAAGCACAACAGGCUCUCCUCUGAAAUCCCAUUUCCUUGGGAGAAACCACCUCUCCCAGCAUCUUCAAAAACAGUCUUUUCUAAUUCACAACAAGCCGCCAACCCAACACUCUAUAACAUGCGCAAAAUUUGACCUAUCUGAAAUCAUGGGAGGCAGAGGACUCUGCAAUGGGGAAGAAGGUCUACAGAAGGAGCUAAACAGGAACCUUGAGGAACAAGAAUCAGCAGCAGCUGAUACAAAGCAAGAAAAAUCAGAUAGUUUGGCACUAUCAACAAUUGACAGUGUUUCAGAAAAUGCUUUUGAAAAGGAGCUGAUGGGACUAACUGGUGGAUUUCCUGGUGGUGAAAAGGGUUUGCAAACAUUCAUUGAGAAGAACCCACCCCCAAAGAAAACAACAGUUACAGAUUCAGGAAACUUGGGAGAAAUUAUUGGAUCAAAGAAGCCAAAACCGCCAGAAUUGCCACUAUUGAUGCCUGGUAUGAUUGCCAUUGUUAAGAACCCAAAUAACCCAUAUCAUAUGUACUGUGGCAUUGUUCAGAGAAUCACAGAUGGAAAGGCUGGGGUUCUUUUUGAGGGAGGAAACUGGGACAGAUUGAUUACCUUUCAAUUGGAUGAGCUGGAACGCAGGGAGAAGGGCCCUCCAAUGAAGAACCCAAAGUCUUGCAUCCUUGAACCUCUGCUUGAGAAAGAAGAUUCCAAAUGACUCUUUUCAUUAUCUGUUGAAUGCAUGUUGACUUAUAUGCCAUAUGUUUAGUUUUUAUGACAACUUAGGCGGCAGAACUUCAUGUUUAAACAAUUUCUUUCAUUAUCAAUGUCAAUAAAAUAAAACCAAAGAAAGUAUCUCAAGUA